Halteromyces radiatus is the source of this 1986-nucleotide messenger RNA. Its product is annotated as DHS-like NAD/FAD-binding domain-containing protein. Bases 29 to 1894 code for a protein of 621 amino acids. Gene Ontology annotation, molecular function: NAD+ binding. The record is from RefSeq and is a predicted model, not a curated record. Lineage: Eukaryota; Fungi; Mucoromycota; Mucoromycetes; Mucorales; Cunninghamellaceae. The transcript has 8 exons.
GUUAUAUUGAUUCUCUUGUAAACAAAUUAUGAAUCCAUCUGAUGACUUACUUAACGGAACGAGUAGCAAUGACUCUACUACUACUACAAUGAAAAGAUGCUCUGAAGUUGAUCAAGAAGAUACCCUAAAGGAAUCCACUGAUCUCAACAAUGAUGUCAGAAACGAUCGCUCUUUGAAAAGAACUAAAUAUGACCAAGAUACAUUAGUCGAUUACAAGGAAAAUGAUCAACGAAACACGACAGAAAGUCGUUCACCGUCACCACCAGCAACAACACCAUUCAAAAACAACAGCAACAACUCGACUAACCUGGGCGAUGCUUUAUUUGACGAGAAUUACAAUGAGGAAUCUGAUGCAGAUUGGGCUUCAGGGUUUGAUGGGGAUUCUGCAAGUGAAGGCGGUUCAUCACCAGAGUUACUACAUUCUGCAUUACGACUGGAUGAAGAUAUAGAUGUGGAAGAAUCGGAUGAAGAGUCUCAAUAUAUUUUACCAUGGACUAGCUUUACUGAAGAAGAAAUGGAAUCAAUUCAAGAAGAUGCCAGGGAAAUUGGUCUUAUGAAGUUUAUAGAAAAAUACGUCCUUCAGUUAAAGGUACCCGUAGCCAAACUUUUGGAAGUAUUUGGAUUCAUCAUGCAUCCAAAAGCUAUCAUGAUAGCUUCUGAUCUUGAACUUGCUCCAGUGUUACGAACAGUAGUGAAUCGCUUUUUACGAAAACGACGUCGAUUGGAACAUGUGAAUACGUUAGACGAUGUAGUGGAAUUGAUGUCCAAGGCACAAAAUAUCAUGAUUGUCACUGGGGCGGGUGUAUCGGUAUCGUGUGGCAUUCCGGAUUUUCGAUCUGAAACUGGUAUCUACUCAAGACUACAGGAAUAUCAAUUGGAUGAUCCUCAACAAAUGUUUGACAUUGAAUACUUUCGCGAAAGUCCUGAAAUCUUUUAUUCGUUUGCCAAAGAAUUGUAUCCAAGUAAAUAUGAACCAAGUCCAAGUCAUGAAUUUGUAAAAUUGGUAGAAGAGCAAGGAAAAUUGUUACGGAAUUAUACGCAAAAUAUUGAUACUCUAGAGCACAAGGCUAACAUUAAAAACGUGGUCAAUUGUCAUGGAAGCUUUGCAACAGCUAGUUGUGUUACUUGUGGAUAUAAAUGUGACGGGAAAGACAUUGAAGAACAUAUCUUUGCUCAGACUGUACCACCGUGUCCAAAAUGCCCAACACCCAAGCCUUUGAAACAACAUAACAGAAACUCUGAUGAUAGUGAUGAUGAUGAUGAUGGUGACGGAAAUGCUAAAGGAACUUCCAUUAUGAAACCGGAUAUUACAUUUUUUGGAGAAAAACUACCCGAUGAAUUCGACAACUUACUUGCAGUAGAUACAGAUAAGGUGGAUUUAUUGAUUGUUAUGGGAUCAUCUCUCAAAGUCUCACCAGUAUCUGAAAUCAUGACUCAAAUUCCUCAUCGAGUACCUCAAAUCUUGAUCAACCGUACGCCAAUCACACAUAUGACUUUUGAUGUUCAACUGCUAGGGAACUCGGAUGAUAUUGUACCUGAACUUUGCCGACGACUUCAUUGGGAUCUGCGACAUGACAAGCUUCCUGGUGGAAGUGCUCUUUCUGAAGAAAGUAUGCAACUCUCUAGACAAGGUGAUGGUGACUUGAUAGAUUCUACAACAAACGACAUGGAUCAAACAGAUUCUAGAACUUCUGAACGACACAUUUGGAAGCAAUUAGCGGAUGGAUUAUAUACUUUCCCUGGGGCAGUAUUAGAUGAACGUUAUUUCAAUGCACAAAGAUGUGAUGAGCGUGGAAGUAUCAACGAUACUGAAGAAGAUAGUGAUCAAGACGAUAAUGAUAAGCCAAAUGACCAAUCUCUUCUAGAUGCGAAACCAAAUGAUCCAAUAAUAUAGUUUUUAUUUAUUUAUUUGCUUAACCAUAUAGUUAUUGAAGUAGUUAGUGUUCAUAUAUGUAAAUAAAAUGACUUUCUUCCUUUGAAUCUCUA